Suillus plorans is the source of this 2179-nucleotide messenger RNA. Its product is annotated as MBOAT, membrane-bound O-acyltransferase family-domain-containing protein. The transcript has 11 exons. The record is from RefSeq and is a predicted model, not a curated record. Gene Ontology annotation, biological process: GPI anchor biosynthetic process. Bases 7 to 1725 code for a protein of 572 amino acids. NCBI's taxonomy places the organism in Eukaryota, Fungi, Basidiomycota, Agaricomycetes, Boletales, Suillaceae. Gene Ontology annotation, cellular component: endoplasmic reticulum.
GUCGAUAUGCCCACAGAUAUGCGAAACCAAGAAGGCCAUUUCUCGACAUUUGACCUUGACUACACUCCGCCAAAGCCAGGGGGAAUUACAUCACUCACUGUUGAUAUCCCUGCUUUGAGCCGCAUCCCAAACGAACCGCGCCCACCUCCAAGAUGGAAAACUCCAGAAUUUAUCUUCUAUUAUGUGGUCGCUUUGUUUGUGAUCCCUCUUAUGGUAUGGAUACCUAUCCACCUGAGUUCACCUUCACAUCCGAAUUAUCCAUAUUAUCGUCACAGAUUAUCACCAGGUUGGAUGUUCGGACGCGAAGUUGAUAACAGUGAUACCCAGUAUCGGUCAUUUCGCAACAACAUACUUUCACUCUCAUUCCUUGUCCUGAUCUUCAUCACUCUCAAAUACAUAUACACACGGUCUGCAUUUCGCUCUGCCCUAAGUAUACCCUCGGAUAAGCUUUACCUGAUUCCGUUUUUUCUUGUGUUCUCUGUUCUAUACCUUACUGGUCUCCACGGGACGAGCGUCUUCAAGAUUGUAGUUAUCCUGACGGCCAACUACUGGAUUGCUAAGACAUCCAAAGGAUCGCGCAUGGGACCACUGCUUACAUGGGUUUUUAACGUUUUAAUCUUAUUCGCUAAUGAGACGCAUGGCGGAUAUCGGUAUGCCAGUUUCCACCCUUCAUUAGAAGUUUUGGACGCAUUCCAAGGCAUUUAUCCGCGUUGGCACAUAAGCUUCAAUAUCACUAUGCUGAGAUUGGUGUCAUUCAAUAUGGAUUACUAUUGGGCCUAUAAUUCUCGUGGGGGAGAGAGCUUGAGCUCUGCUUCUACCGAAAAGCAGAGAGCCAACACGCCACUGCCUUUAGAAGAUUAUACAUAUCGGAAUUAUAUCACCUAUGUCCUCUAUCCUCCACUCUACAUCGCUGGCCCUAUUCUGACAUUCAAUAAUUUCAUGUGGCAGUUGCGCCGCCCUAUAGAUAUUCCCAUACACGUCCAAUGCCGCUACUUGGUUCGUUUCCUUGUUAGUCUCCUGACCAUGGAGUCCAUAUUACACUACAUGUAUGUUGUGGCCAUCAAAGAUACGAAGACUUGGCAAGGCUAUACACCACUGGAGCUAAGUAUGAUUGGCUUUUGGAAUCUCAUCGUCGUCUGGUUAAAACUGCUUUUACCAUGGAGGUUUUUUCGUCUCUGGUCUUUGGCCAGCGGUAUCGACCCACCUGAAAACAUGGUACGGUGCAUGGUCAAUAAUUACUCUACUCUUGGAUUUUGGCGAAGUUGGCACCGGUCUUACAAUCUCUGGAUCGUCCGAUACAUCUACAUUCCGCUCGGAGGUACAGAGAACGUUGCACUGACAACUGCGCUUAUCUUCACAUUUGUCGCACUCUGGCAUGAUCUCUCCUUUCGCUUGCUUGCGUGGGGAUGGCUCGUCAGUUUUUUCAUCUUACCUGAGCUCCUUGCGAGGUAUCUUCUCCCUCACACAAAGUACGGGCAAUUUUCAUGGUAUCGCCAUGUCUGCGCAAUCGGAGGCGUACUCAACAUGUUAAUGAUGGUUUCCGCAAACCUUGUUGGAUUUGUGAUUGGUACGGACGGGAUAAUGUAUAUGGCCAGCCAGAUGGCGGGAACGUGGCAAGGAUUUUGUUUCUUGCUUGCAGCCAGUUGCAUUAUGUUCGUGGGAGUGCAGCUUAUGUUUGAGUACCGAGAAGAAGAGAUGCGAAGAGGUGUUUACCGAAGGUGUUGAUGAUUUGCUUGAGGCCAUUGAUCGUCAUUAGCGGUCUUAAUUAGCGUCCGCGUUCUGUGCUGCACCUAUAGGAAACGACGUCUCGUGCCUUCCUUUUGUCACCCUGAUUCAUUCAAUGAGCUCGUUCAAGAACCCCGUUCGCGAGGAUCAAGUGAAAGCCCAUCGUGGCCGAAGAAGAUCAGAAGCACUAAGAACACGCGAACAGAGACCACGCACACGGCGUACUGCGAACGACGACGACAUUGUGUACAAAUGUGGGUGUAAGCUCCGGCCUGUUAGUGACGAGGGGCUUUUGAAAGGUUCUAAUACCUAUCGACGCAUCAUGACCUUGAGUCGUUACAGCUAACCAAUGGUGGACCCUGCGCUCAAAGCCUGAAGUAAGUUCCUACAGGCUCUCACGCCACAAUAAGCAGAGGGAGUGCUUGAGCACGACACUCAAUCGAUCGGUUCGUCA